AUGGUUAGUGAGUCCCAAUUGGCCAUCAAGGCCGUUGUACUUCUUAUUCCAUUUAUACUUAUUGUUUUACGAUUAGUUGUAGUAUUACCAAGUGUAAAAUUGAGGAAACUGAUCGGAAAUGAUAACUUUAUAGCUCCGAAUGUUCAUGGUUCUACUAUCAUGAUAAUGCUUGGGUCUGGGGGUCAUACAGGAGAAAUGAUUAGAUUAUUAUCGAAAGUGAAACUUGAGAACUUUAAUAGAAUAUGGGUUUCAUCGUCGGGUGACCUGUCAUCAUUAAUCAAAGCUAAAGAGUAUGAAGAGAACUUGAAGACCAAUCAAUUAUCGAGCAUUUACUUGACAUUAUACAGAGCAAGAAAAGUUGGUGAAUCGAUCCCACUGUCCAUAAUAAGUACCAUUAAAUCAUUUAUUUCUACAUUCAAUAGUUUAAUUCAAUUAAAGGAAUUACCAUCUUUAGUCUUAUUAAAUGGUCCAGGAACUUGUGUGCCUCUUGCUUAUAUACUUUUCAUACUAAAAUUCUUUGGUUUAGCCAAAACAAAAAUUGUAUAUAUAGAGAGUCUUGCAAGAGUUAAUAAAUUAAGUCUAUCCGGUAAAUUAUUACUUCCAAUUUCCGAUAGGUUUAUAGUUCAAUGGGAGAAAUUAGCUCUUAAGUAUGAGCGUGCUGAAUUUUAUGGUAUCUUAGUUUAA
Scheffersomyces amazonensis is the source of this 684-nucleotide messenger RNA. RefSeq names its product N-acetylglucosaminyldiphosphodolichol N-acetylglucosaminyltransferase anchoring subunit. Bases 1 to 684 code for a protein of 227 amino acids. The transcript has a single exon. Gene Ontology annotation, cellular component: UDP-N-acetylglucosamine transferase complex. Lineage: Eukaryota; Fungi; Ascomycota; Pichiomycetes; Serinales; Debaryomycetaceae. The record is from RefSeq and is a predicted model, not a curated record. Gene Ontology annotation, biological process: dolichol-linked oligosaccharide biosynthetic process. Gene Ontology annotation, molecular function: N-acetylglucosaminyldiphosphodolichol N-acetylglucosaminyltransferase activity.